Molecule: messenger RNA, 1192 nt
Organism: Botrytis cinerea B05.10
Lineage: Eukaryota; Fungi; Ascomycota; Leotiomycetes; Helotiales; Sclerotiniaceae
Exons: 2
Coding region: 135-1013 (292 amino acids)
Source: RefSeq, a predicted model, not a curated record
GUUUCUCAAGCUUAAUCUUACAUCAUUCCAUCUAUAUCUAUUCGCAAAGUCAUAUUUCUAACAUCGACUUUCAAUUCCACCACGUAGCACUCCUCACUUAUCAAGAAACCACCUCAACACCCACCACAAUCAGAAUGGUUUUCAUCCCUGGCGAUAACAAAGUCCAAAUCCCUGAAUUAGCCGAUACAGAGGGCCCGCCCGCCUACACCCCCUUCGAUACCCCCCACGAUACCCCCGCCCCAUCCACAAUUUCAGGCUCCAGCUACCCAUCAGAUUUCUCCUCCCUCCCUCCCACUCCCUCCUCCUCUACUCCCUCAGUAUCUACACCUAGCAUCCCCGUUUCCAACGCCGUAUCCUCAUCCCGCUCCGUAUCCUUAUCUGGCCCCCUUAAAAUCCUCGAGUCAGUAUCUGGUUCCUCAUCCGUCACAUUAUAUCACCACGUGACGGUUUGCGGCCCCGUAAAAGCGAGCGCCAAGAUUGUUCUCUACGAUCAUGUCACUGUAUCUGACGAUGUGAGAUCGAGCUCGUCUAUCUCGUUAGAUGGAGGAGAAGGAAAAGGGGGAGUUGUGAUCAUGGGGAUGGUGAAGAGUAGUUCAAGUAUAGAGAUGAGAGGAAAUGUAUAUGUGCAGGGAGAUGUGAAAAGUAGCGCCAAGGUGUUAUUAGAGGGAAGAGGAGGAUUGGUGAGGAUUGGAGGAAAGGUGGAUGCGAGUGGACAGGUCACUAUCAGGGGAGCAGUAGAGGUGGGAAAUGUGGAGAGUAGUGGCAAGAUUAUUGUUGAGUCGUUAGAGAAGCAGAGGAUUGUGUUGGGAGAUUUACAAUCGAGAGGUGGGAUGGAGAUUGAGGGGGAUGUGGAAAUUCGCAACGAGCUGAAGGCUAGCGGUAAUGUGAAGAUCAACGGAAAGCUGCAUGUUCAUGGAAAUUUUACGGUCCAUGGUAAUGUCAAAAUUCAGGCUGGUUCGGAACUCAUCGUAAAUGGAAGGAGAACUAUACAUGGGAGAAUGGAAAAUGCUUAGAGUCCGAGUACUUUUUCUCUGACCUAAUGCCACGCUUUUGUCAGCACGUCUUUUGACUGCAAAGAAAUGCACCUCCUAAGUUUAGCUUCCAGUAAUAGAAAUGUAUCCCUCUAGCUAUUAGGACUAAAAAGAAACCUAAAUCAUUAAUCAAUCACUUUGCUAGUCUAGAAAUCAAACCA